ACAGGGGGACGGGGAGGCGGAGGAGGAGAAGGAGGAAGAGGCGGAGGCAGCGGCGGCGGCCGCGAGGAGGAGGAGGGAUCGUCCGCCCGCCCCGGCGCAGACAUGGUGGACUGAUCUCCGGCGGGGCCGAGAGCUGGGCUUCCUGAGGCGCCCCCCGCGCGUGCCCCGCCGCGCCCCGCGCCCACAGCCCCUCGCCGGCGCCCGCGUCGGCUGCAGCGGCCGGGCCGGACGGCCGCGUUCCCGCCGCGUCCCGCGCCCGGUCCCUAUGGAGGCGCCGCUCGCCGGCGAGGCCGCCGACCAUGCCUAGGAGGGCCGGGAGCGGGCAGCUGCCGCUACCCCGGGGCUGGGAGGAGGCCAGGGACUACGACGGCAAGGUCUUCUACAUCGACCACAACACCAGGAGGACCAGCUGGAUCGACCCCCGGGACAGGUUAACGAAGCCCCUGUCCUUCGCUGACUGUGUUGGGGACGAGCUGCCGUGGGGAUGGGAAGCAGGGUUUGACCCUCAGAUCGGUGUCUACUACAUCGAUCACAUCAACAAAACCACACAGAUUGAAGACCCAAGGAAACAAUGGAGGGGGGAACAGGAGAAAAUGCUCAAGGACUACCUGUCGGUGGCUCAGGACGCUCUCAGGACGCAGAAGGAGCUGUACCACGUGAAGGAGCGGAGGCUGGCCCUGGCCCUGGACGAAUACGUGCGAUUAAAUGAUGCCUAUAAGGAGAAGUCAAGUUCCCGCACAAGCUUAUUCUCAGGAUCUUCAUCCAGUACUAAAUACGACCCUGAUAUUUUAAAAGCCGAGAUCUCUACUACACGAUUAAGGGUUAAAAAGCUGAAGCGAGAACUCUCACAGAUGAAGCAAGAAUUGCUCUAUAAAGAACAAGGCUUUGAAACAUUGCAACAAAUUGAUAGAAAAAUGUCUGGAGGCCAGAGUGGCUAUGAACUUAGUGAAGCCAAAGCCAUUCUAACUGAACUGAAAUCUAUCAGAAAGGCUAUCAGCUCAGGAGAAAAAGAAAAACAAGACCUGAUGCAGAGUCUUGCUGAGCUGCAGGAGAGGUUUCAUUCGGAUCAGAGCAUUGGCAGAUCUGAGCCAGACUUGCGAUCCAGUCCUGUGAACUGUCAUUUAUCUCUGUCCAGACAGACCCUUGAUGCCGGGUCACAGACAAGCAUUUCCGGAGAUAUCGGAGUGAGAAGUAGAUCAAAUUUAGCUGAGAAGGUCAGACUGAGCCUACAGUAUGAAGAAGCCAAGAGAAGUAUGGCCAACCUGAAAAUCGAACUAUCGAAAUUGGACAGUGAAGCCUGGCCUGGGGCGCUGGAUGUGGAGAAGGAGAAGCUAAUGCUAAUCCAUGAAAAAGAGGAAUUUUUGAAAGAGCUUCAGUUUGUCACUCCACAAAAACGCAGCCAAGAUGAACUGGAACGCCUGGAAGCCGAGCGGCAGCGGCUGGAGGAGGAGCUGCUGUCUGUGCGGGCCGCACCGAGCCGCGCGCUGGCUGACAGAUUGAAAUUGGAGGAGCGAAGAAAAGAGCUGCUACAGAAACUUGAAGAAACUACUAAAUUAACUACUUCUUUGCAUUCACAACUUAAAAGCCUCUCCGCCAGCACCCUGUCCGUGUCAUCUGGGAGCAGCCUGGGUUCCCUAGCCUCCAGCCGGGGGUCUCUGAACACCUCCAGCAGAGGGUCACUCAAUUCCCUCAGCUCCAGCGAGCUCUAUUACACCGGUCCGGGCGACCAGAUGGACGCGGAUUAUCAGUAUAAACUGGACUUCCUCCUGCAGGAGAAAGGCGGUUACAUUCCCUCCGGACCAAUCACCACCAUCCAUGAAAACGAAGUGGUCAAGUCCCCCAGCCAGACGGGCCAGAGCACUCCCUGCAGGGCGGCGGCCGCAGCCACAGGCCACCCUCCCCCGCUGACCGAGGCACCCACGUCAGUGACGUCCCUGUCCUCGCGGUCCUCCCUCUCGUCCCUGUCCCCCCCUGGCUCUCCCUUGGUCUUGGAAGGCGCGUUUCCCAUGUCUUCUCAUGACAGCGCUCUCCAUCACUUCACUGCGGACUUUGAAGACUGUGAACUGAGUGAUCAUUUCGCAGACAUUGGCCUCGGUGAAAAUCCGAUGUUGCUGGACUCCAGUUCAGGAGGCGCAUCCCACGCUCUUCUAGAGGAUAAGGACCUCCAUGAGUGUGCUGGGGAGCCCGUGUAUGAAGGAACAGCAGAUGUGGAAAAAUCAUUACCAAAAAGAAGAGUCAUCCACCUGCUUGGGGAGAAAGCCACUUGUGUGUCAGCUGCCGUAUCUGACGAGUCUGUGGCUGGAGACAGUGGGGUCUAUGAAGCUUUCGUGAAACAGCCUAGUGAGGUUGAAGAUGUUACCUACAGCGAAGAGGACGUCGCCGUCUUGGAGACGGCGCAGGUGCAGAUCGGACUCAGAUACGACGUGAAAAGGUCAAGCUUCAUGGUGAUUUUAGCACAACUCCGAAAUCUUCAUGCCUUCUUGAUACCUCAUACUUCAAAAGUGUAUUUCAGGGUCGCCCUGCUGCCCUCCUCAACUGACGUCAGCUGUCUGUUUCGAACAAAAGUCCACGCAGCCACAGAAUCCGUUUUAUUCCAUGAUGUCUUCAGAGUGGCCAUUUCCCAAACAGCCUUACAGCAGAAGACGCUGAGGGUGGAUCUUUGCUCUGUUAGUAAACAUCGAAGGGAAGAAUGCCUGGCUGGAACUCAGAUCAGUUUGGCAGAUUUACCAUUUUCCAGUGAGAUUUUCACUCUGUGGUAUAACUUGCUUCCUUCUAAGCAAAUGCCUUGCAAAAAGAAUGAAGAGGAAAAUGAGGGUACUGCAUACCAGCCAGACCAGCCAUUGUUAGCGUCUGUAGACUUGGAUGCGGUGUCGGCCUUACUUGCAAGGACAUCAGCUGAGCUACUGGCUGUGGAACAAGAAUUGGCACAAGAAGAACCGGGGGGGCAGGAAGACGAGCACAGGGGUCCAGAGGGAGACUGGCUAACCAUGCUCAGAGAGGCCUCUGAUGAAAUUGUGGCCGAAGAAGAGGCUGAAGGUCAAUUGCCAGAGGGCAGUGGCUGUACAGAAGACAUAAGCUCCUGCCAGCAUAUGCCUGAGAUGGAGAAAGACACAACACGGGGAGGGGACAACCGUGCCCAGGACCUGGGGAACCAGCCCCCCACUGGGGCAGCCACGCUUGUUGAUAAAGAGACGAACACCGACGAGGCAGGUGCCAGCGUGGCCGUUCGGCCCAAAGACCGCAGCAGCCUGAGCGGGCGGCAGCGGCCGGCGGUGAGGAGCAGCGUGAUCGUGCGCUCGCAGACCUUCUCGCCGGGCCAGCGGUACCAGCAUGGUUUUGUGUCUUUAUUUCCUCACCAGGCUGAACAGUCAAAAGAAGAGCAGAAGCAAGGCUUGAAUGCGGAGAAAUUGAUGAGGCAGGUCUCCAAGGACGUGUGUCGGCUCCGUGAGCAGAGCCGGCAGGUGCCCCGGCAGGUGCAGAACUUCAGGGAGAAGAUUGCCUACUUCACCAGAGCAAAGAUCAGCUUCCCAUCCCUGCCAGCUGACGACGUAUGAUUACACGGCUGAGGAAGUCAGCCCUUCACCUGCUCAUUUCCCAGGGAGGGCAAAAGACUGAACACUGGCCUUGUUUGGGUUGGGGGGUGGUGGGAGGGAUCUUUUGUAACAUAACUGCCAACCCUUAAAGAGGUUUUCUUUCACAGCAGAUCUUCAACAUGUUAAUUUGUAAAGUACCUUAAAUAUAAUUCUUAUAUGUUUAAAAAAGAAAAAUUAGCUGACCCAACUGGGAGAAUCUGGUACCCAGACACUGUACAGUCUGUAUUGCCGGUGGGCUGUAUUCUGUAAAAAUGGAAUCCGGGCAGCCCCCAGCGUGUAUCCUGUUGAACCAACUAUAGAGAAAUAACUCAGUUUCACAGAAGGUGGCUUUUGCUUUUCCUCUGUUGUCUGGUGAGUGUGAAGCUGGCAGCCAGCCAUGCACAUUCUGUACUGGAGAGCAGCUCUCUGAGUGUGCAGGUAACCUGAGUCGGAGCUUCAGUGCCGAGUCCCAGGCCCACGCGGGGCAGGGGCUGCACACACUCCGUCACGUGUGUGGAAACACUUUGUUUCCUUAAAACAAUUUCCUUUUUGUCCUUUUCUGUUUGUCUAAAGAAAACAGAAACCAAAUGCUGAGUGCAAGGAUAGAAGAACACAAAGGAGCAGCAGUCCUGGCUCUGCCGAAGGCCUCAUGAUUUAUGACCAUAAGCAGAGAGCCGGGCGCCCGGGAACCACACACACAGGCUCAGCGGCCGGUGCGAACCCAGCCUGGCUGUGCGCAAGUGGUCAGAUGGGUUGCACUGGUGGUGUUUGGCCUCCGUGUGAGGAUGGAGCCACGCAGAGGUCCAGUGGCCAGUGUUCUAAGGACCAGCGGCGCCGGUCGCGUGAGGGGAGACAUGACUGCUCAGGUGGUGGACAGGAACAGAGGGGAGGGGUCUGGACUGAAUCAGGGAGGCCAAAAAAUGCUUGGAUUACCUUAUUCAACAGAUUUCUCCCUUUUCCUAGGAAUUACUUUGCAGCCCCCAUUUCCAGGAGAUCCUGUCUCUCUUCUGUGGUAAGGACAGUUGGAGGCAGAGAAGUAUGUGCCUGGGGAGAUUAUUAAUUUGAAGUAUAGACUGUCAUUUGCUUAAAAAAACACUUUCUCGAUGAGCGAGUUGUAAGAGAGAAACGAACUGAAGUGCCCUCCAUGGUGGGGUUUUAGCUCACCGCCCCCACCCAGGCACUUCUUAAACACAUCCCCAGUAUAGCCCUGCCAACAUAAAGACUUUUAAAAUAAAGAGUAUUUAUGCGAUUUAAACCACACUUAUUACUUAGUCCAUCAUACUGGAAGAGGCAGGUUUUGGUUAACCAUCAAAUAUAGCAAACUAAAUCAAUUUUUUUUUGGAAAUGCAAGAAUCAUCUUAAAGGAAUGGGCCCCUUAAUAAAAAAGUUCUGUUCCUAAGCUAGAAUCCUCAUUAGCAAGAAUUUUUCUUUUCUUGAAAGUGAUUAUACAGAUUUUGGAAAGUUCAUUUUACCACAGUCAAAAUUCAAAUCAAGCAAUUUCUGAGCCUAGAACUUUAAUUAUGUUUUCUUUAAGUGUCUCCCACCACUUACGUACAAAUGUCUUUGAAGCUCUAACUGAAUGUGACCCUGCUUUGAAGAAAACCCAGCCUCGUGGAGUGACUGGGCACAGCCCUUCCUGGCUGCCCAAUGGGUUAGAUGACCAAGGACAACUAGAAAAAGAGCACCAUUCGUCCUUGUCAAGGUCAAAUGUGAAAGACAGAAGUUUAUUUAAUGUAGAGUUAAAUGAAGGUCAGCUGUUUUCAGCUUCUUAGUUUGACCAUGAAAAAUGUUUAUAGAAUUAUGUGUAGUUGUACCGUACGAUUUUAUUUUCUUCAUUUAUUUAUUUACGGUCUUAUUUAUGUACUGUUUAAUAUAUAGUUCAGUUCUGGCCAUUUUAAAUGUUUGACAUAGAAGAGGCUAUAUUGGAAUAUUUACAGCUUUAUAAAUCUUCAUCAGAUUAGCUGUUAACUUUUUGUAAUACAAAAAGUUUCAGGCAAGUAUAAAAGAAUAAAAUCUGUCUCAGGCUGGUCGUUAACAGUUGUGUCCAAAAUGUUUUGGGUUUUAUUUUAUAACAUUUGCUCAUUUCUAAUAUGAAAGACAAAAUUACUUUAAUAUAAUCGUUUUCCACACUUUAAAAAUCAGCAAUAGUGUUAUGUAUUUAUAGGCAGCUUUUAACAAUCCUGUCAUAUUUGUACUAACCCCAAUGAUUCACAGUGACAAACCAUUUUAAUAACUUGAUCACAAAACCAUAUGGACAAUAUGAAUUUUAAUAUAAAUACUAUUUUUUAAGGUAGAAUUUAUUCUGCACAGGGUAAAACAAAUGUAAUAUUUAGUUCUCAAGUUUGAAUUAUCACUAUGUUAUUACAGUUUUGUAUAUCAGAAUCUAAGUGUUACAGGUACAAACAGAAUUUUGCUAGCCGAAUGAACAAAGUUUAGCUGAAUCUUUCUGUAGCAUGCAAAUCAAAUAAAUUUUUUUAAAAAUUUUUGCUAUUACUUUAUAAUUGUAUUAAAUAUCAAAAGCUCAGGACUGAACUAAAUAUUUAAUCAGGUUAAAUUCUGACUAUAUUUCUGUUUUAAUUUGUACAAGUAUGCAAAUACAUCACAUAGAUUAACUUUGGUUUCUGCACUUCUCUUGUGUUUGUGGGUGGAAAAAAAGUUCAGCGUUUUGUUUUGUUUUUUAAACAAAGACACGUGUUGCCUAA
Manis javanica (Malayan pangolin) is the source of this 6274-nucleotide messenger RNA. The record is from RefSeq and is a predicted model, not a curated record. NCBI's taxonomy places the organism in Eukaryota, Metazoa, Chordata, Mammalia, Pholidota, Manidae.